This is a messenger RNA of Trypanosoma cruzi, 713 nucleotides long. Its product is annotated as arginine kinase. Gene Ontology annotation, biological process: phosphocreatine biosynthetic process. The transcript has a single exon. The annotation marks the transcript as partial. NCBI's taxonomy places the organism in Eukaryota, Euglenozoa, Kinetoplastea, Trypanosomatida, Trypanosomatidae. The record is from RefSeq and is a predicted model, not a curated record. Gene Ontology annotation, molecular function: creatine kinase activity.
AUGGCCUCCGCGGAAGUUGUCAGCAAACUUGAGGCGGCGUUCGCCAAACUGCAGAACGCAAGCGACUGCCACUCGCUCCUCAAGAAGUACCUCACGAAGGAGGUGUUUGACCAGCUGAAGGGGAAGCAGACGAAAAUGGGCGCCACGCUCAUGGACGUCAUCCAGUCGGGCGUGGAGAACCUGGACUCUGGCAUUGGCGUGUACGCGCCCGACGCCGAGUCGUACACCGUGUUCGCCGCCCUCUUCGACCCGAUCAUCGAGGACUACCACAAGGGCUUCAAGCCAAGCGACAAGCAGCCCCCGAAGGACUUUGGUGAUCUCAACACGUUCAUUGACGUGGACCCUGACAAAAAAUACGUCAUCUCCACACGCGUGCGCUGCGGCCGGAGCCUUGAGGGCUACCCGUUCAAUCCCUGUCUCAAGAAGCAGCAGUAUGAGGAGAUGGAGUCGCGCGUGAAGGGCCAGCUGGAAAGCAUGUCGGGCGAGCUGCGGGGAAAGUACUACCCGCUGACCGGCAUGACGAAGGAGACACAGAAGCAGCUGAUUGACGACCAUUUCCUGUUCAAGGAGGGCGACCGCUUCCUGCAGGCGGCGCACGCCUGUGAGUUCUGGCCGACGGGACGUGGCAUCUACCACAACGACGCCAAGACCUACCUUGUGUGGGUGAAUGAGGAGGACCACCUGCGCAUCAUCUCGAUGCAGAAGGGCGGCAA